ACACAAAUCCCGCCCUUCCUCUUCUUCUAGAAAACCCUAACGACGGUGCAAUUGAAAUCGACCACAAUCUCCGUCGACCGGAAACCAUACCGGUUAUCUCAACAUCUUCUUGACCUAAUUCUCCGUUUAAGCAGAUCCAGAUUUUCACAGAAACCAACAUUUCGUAGUGUAAAAUGGAACCUUAUAUAAGCAGAAGAGAUGAUUUUGUUAGAGGAAUGAAACAUAUAGAAGAAGAAGAUCAUGGAGGUGGUGGCAAUGAUUUUGAACUGGAUCAACUCUUCCUUGUACAUUCUGAUAUUAGAUCUGUUCUUCUCCAGAUUGAUGAGCUUGUUGUUGAAGCCACAAAGCGAAAGACCGUAAGCAAACACGGGUUAAGAGAAGUUGAAUCUUUCAGAUUUGUGUUGUCUGAUAUGCUUUCCUCACUAAAGCCAUGGUUUCCUCGAUUGGAAGAAGCGAUGUCUGAUUUUCAGUUGCUUCCGGAGGAUCAGGAAGAACAGUCUUUGAUGAACACAAACGAAGAAGAAGAUUUGUUUGAUGUUGAGAGUCCUGAGCCUACUCAAUUUGAGCCCUUAGUCUCUCCUUCUCCUCUCGUGCAUUGGCGUGGUGAUCAUAACACAGACAAGGGUAGACAACUCUUUCUUUUGACACCACUACCUUUAGGAAAAUCUGAAUUCCUUAAACAUCAGAAUGCGUCUAAGCUGACAGCUAAAAGGAUUUUCCCAGACGCUACUGCAAAUAAAUCGCUUGAAGCUUCUAAAGAAACAAGUGAUGAUGUUUUAGGAGGUAAGUCGAUGAAAACUGCAGGAUUUGGUAACUCUUUAGGCCAUGACAUGGAUUUCUCUAAGAAUUUGGUAGAGUAUGAGCCAUUUUCUUCACCAGUUCUCAGGAGAAAAGUUCAGUCUGAGCUUCUAAUGACACCUUGCUUGAAGAUGUCGCCUCCGAAAUCUUGUACAAUGUUUAAACCGGUUCCUGAAUCUUCUCAACUGGGAAAGCAUGGGGCUUGUAAGUCUACCUGCUCUGAAUUGGGAGCUAGCACUUCUAAUGGUUCACAGAGCUCUGGAUCCUCUGGUAUUGAAACAACAGACAAUCUCUGUUCGAAGUAUCCUGAGCUCUUGGGAAUGCAACAUGCUCCAAUUACAAGAAAAACGGAUCUUGAGUCUUCGCCGGUUUGGUGGUUUUCUCCUCCUAAAACAUGUGUUUUAAUGGAGCCUGUGAAUGAGAAGAAACCAAUUGAUGAAACUGGUGGAUCCAGAAUGGUAUCCUCAUUUGAUCUGCCAAACAUUAAUCCAGAAGCAAAACACACUACAGACCGAAACAUGUCAAUGGUGGUUGAGAGUACUCCAUUGUUUAAAGAACCAGAGAGCAUAAUGACAAAAGCAGGUGAGAAUACUUUGAAGAAAGAGCUAUGGACAAGAUUUGAAGAAGCAUCAAUUCAUGAUAGUCGGUUUAGUUCGAUGACAACAACAACGAUGAGAGGAAAUAAGCAGAAAGAGUUCAUGGAAAUGUUAGAGGAAAAAGAUAGAAAACACAAGAUCGGGAUGAUUAUGGCUCCAAAGACCUCAACUACACUUGCUUUAUUCCUUGUUAUCAAUAUUCUCUUCCUCAACCUCAUUAUCCCGGUUUUCGCAGAAAAUACUUGCCCCAGAGACGCUCUCAAACUUUCCACAUGCGCGAAUGUUCUCAACCUCAUUAACUUGAAUCUCGGGGCACGAGCUAUGAGACCUUGUUGCUCUAUUCUCUUUGGUCUAAUUGAUCUCGAUGUUGUGGUUUGCCUUUGCACCGCGCUGAAGCUCAGCCUUCUUGGCAUCACCAUCGACACUCCUAUUCAUCUUAACUUGGCCCUUAACGCCUGUGGAGGUACCCUUCCCGAUGGAUUCCGUUGCCCAACAUAGCUACAAUAUAUUCAUAUUUUCUAUGUAUGUUCUUGUAUUGGUUUUGUCUGGCAUCAAAAUUCAAACCUAAAUUCAUGUCUAAGCAAUUAACGAAUAAGAUUAAGACUUGUAUGUUGAUGUGAUACAUAUAUUGUACUUUUCAAAACACAAUACAUAAUUGUGUCAAAA
Arabidopsis arenosa is the source of this 2060-nucleotide messenger RNA. Lineage: Eukaryota; Viridiplantae; Streptophyta; Magnoliopsida; Brassicales; Brassicaceae. The record is from the annotation of a GenBank genome assembly.